Molecule: messenger RNA, 392 nt
Organism: Micropterus salmoides (largemouth bass)
Lineage: Eukaryota; Metazoa; Chordata; Actinopteri; Centrarchiformes; Centrarchidae
Product: protein FAM98A-like
Exons: 3
Coding region: 36-392 (118 amino acids)
Cellular component (GO): tRNA-splicing ligase complex
Source: RefSeq, a predicted model, not a curated record
UACGUGAUUUUAGAGUAUAACGACAGAUUAUUGGGAUGGAGAAUGACAUUCUCGUCUCUCUUGAAGAUUUAGGGUACCUGGGCCCUCUGUUGGAGGAAGGGGCUCUGGAUUCUGCUGUGAGCAGAGGAGCCGCUUCACCUGAGUUCACUAAGCUCUGUGCCUGGAUCAUCUCAGAGCUUAGACUGUACUGCAAGCUGGAGGAAAAUGUCCAUGCCACCAACUGUCCGAGCGAGGCAGAGAGCUUUCAGCUGGAGAUGAGCGGUCUGCUGUCAGAGCUCGCCUGUCCUUAUUCUAUCCUCACCAGUGGAAGCAUCACCCAGAGGCUUCUCAACAGGACCGACUGUCUGCUUCUCCUCAGUAUGAUAACAGCACUUUGCAACAUCUCACUUUAA